Molecule: messenger RNA, 1296 nt
Organism: Trichomonas vaginalis G3
Lineage: Eukaryota; Parabasalia; Trichomonadida; Trichomonadidae
Product: nerve growth factor signaling pathway
Exons: 1
Coding region: 1-1296 (431 amino acids)
Molecular function (GO): protein binding
Source: RefSeq, a predicted model, not a curated record
AUGAGAGAUAUCAAAGCAAUCAUGAAACAUUCACGCUUAACAGUUGAUCAAUUCAUUACUCUUCUCAAGCAAUCACAUUCAACUAUUAACGCAAGAAAAUUAUAUACAUGUACACGAAAAGCAAAUAUUACUAUCAAAAACUUCGAAGAAGUCGUUAAAAUUCUGAAAUCUGUCAAAAGAUACAUGAAAUUCAGUAUAUUUGAUGGUAUUAUUGAUUUUUUAAAGCAUAAUGAGAAAGGAAUAAACUAUUCUACGAACGAAACAGAAAUUGUUCAAGGUAGGCCCAAAGCAUUUCAAAAUGAGAAUGAAAAUGCGACCAAAGAUACGACUAUCAAUGAAACUGUUGAUAAUUACAAUCUUUCUCGAGAUAUUUUAACUAGAAUCACAGAACUUAAGGAAUCUAGUGAGUUUGAAACUGUUUACAAAUUCCUUGAUGAAAUUUCAUCGAAAGCAAACCAUGAAAUGAUUUUAAAAUCAUGCAAAGAAGGACUAUGGAAAAAGAUUACUACCAUAAAAUCUGUAUUUAAUCCUCAGAAGAAUGUUCUUCAUUUUGCAAUUGAAACAGGAAAUCUCAGACUUGUUCAAUUACUCAUCGAAUGUGGUUGUGAUAAAGAAAUGAGGGAUUAUUGUGGACAUACUCCACUCAUUAAGGCAUCAAAAAAUGGUCGGCUGGAAAUUGUUAAAUAUCUUGUCUCGGUUGGUGCUAAUAAAGAAGCAAAGGAUAUUGAUGGAUUUACUCCACUCAUUUGGGCAUCAGAAAAUGGUAAACUUGACGUUGUUCAAUAUCUUAUCUCAGUUGGAGCUAAUAUAGAAGCAGAGGAUCAUUAUGGAAAAACUGCACUCAUUCGGGCAUCAUGGUAUAAUAAACUUGACGUUGUUAAAUAUCUUAUCUCAGUUGGAGCUAAUAAAGAAGCAAAGGAUAAUCUUGAUAAAUAUACUCCACUCAUUUAUCCAUCAGCUAAUGGUUAUCUUGAUGUUGUAAAAUAUCUUGUCUCAGUUGGAGCUGAUAAAGAAGCAAAGGAUUGUGUAGGAUUUACUCCACUCAUUUGGGCAUCAAAAAAUGGUCGGCUGGAAAUUGUUAAAUAUCUUGUCUCAGUUGGUGCUAAUAAAGAAGCAAAGGAUAAUCAUGGAUAUACUCCACUCAUUUGGGCAUCAAAAAAUGGUAAACUUGACGUUGUUAAAUAUCUUAUAUCAGCUGGAGCUAAUAAAGAAGCAAAGGAUAAUAACGGAUCCACUGCACUGAUGGUUGCAACUGGUAAAGUGGGAGAUUACUUAAAAACUAUUUGUGCCAAUUAA